Molecule: messenger RNA, 1168 nt
Organism: Drosophila sechellia
Lineage: Eukaryota; Metazoa; Arthropoda; Insecta; Diptera; Drosophilidae
Gene: Nurf-38
Product: Inorganic pyrophosphatase Nurf-38
Exons: 6
Coding region: 16-1032 (338 amino acids)
Biological process (GO): phosphate-containing compound metabolic process
Cellular component (GO): cytoplasm
Molecular function (GO): inorganic diphosphate phosphatase activity; magnesium ion binding
Source: RefSeq, a predicted model, not a curated record
UCAGGGCUGAAGAAAAUGUUGGCGAAAAUUACAAGGAGUUCAUUUUACGCUUCACGUGCGGUCGCUCGCUUGUCCGGUUCGAUUCCAACGUCACCAGCGGUCCUUGCCAGCAAUUGCAGACAUAUUCAGAUAGAGCGGAAGUGCACGAAACCACACGAGAUGGCUCUGUACGAAACCGUUGAGAAGGGCGCCAAGAAUUCGCCGAGCUACAGCCUGUAUUUCAAAAACAAGUGCGGCAAUGUCAUCUCGCCGAUGCACGACAUUCCACUGUACGCCAACGAGGAGAAAACCAUCUACAACAUGGUGGUGGAGGUGCCACGUUGGACCAACGCCAAAAUGGAGAUUAGCUUGAAGACCCCUAUGAAUCCCAUCAAGCAGGACAUCAAGAAGGGUAAGCUGCGCUUCGUGGCCAACUGCUUCCCGCACAAGGGCUACAUUUGGAACUACGGAGCCCUGCCCCAGACGUGGGAGAACCCCGACCACAUCGAGCCCUCCACCGGCUGCAAGGGCGACAACGAUCCCAUCGAUGUCAUCGAGAUUGGCUACCGUGUGGCUAAGCGCGGCGACGUGCUGAAGGUCAAGGUGCUGGGCACCAUUGCCUUGAUUGACGAGGGCGAAACCGACUGGAAGAUCAUCGCCAUCGAUGUGAACGAUCCGUUGGCCUCAAAGGUCAAUGACAUCGCCGAUGUGGACCAGUACUUCCCGGGUCUGCUUCGUGCCACCGUUGAGUGGUUCAAGAUAUACAAGAUCCCCGAUGGCAAGCCUGAGAAUCAGUUUGCUUUCAACGGCGAUGCCAAGAAUGCGGACUUUGCCAACACCAUCAUUGCCGAGACCCACAAGUUCUGGCAGAACUUGGUGCACCAGAGCCCCGCAUCCGGCUCCAUCUCCACCACCAACAUCACCAACCGCAACUCGGAGCACGUCAUUCCCAAGGAGGAGGCCGAGAAGAUACUGGCCGAGGCCCCCGAUGGCGGCCAGGUCGAGGAGGUGUCUGAUACAGUCGACACUUGGCAUUUCAUUCAUCUCAAGUGAGAUGUUUCCCUGGGCUGAUUCCAUCACAAGAUCCACGAUCUUUCUGUAGUCCAAUCGAAUCGAAAAUGCUUGCACUUGUGAAUUAUUAAUACUGAAAUAUAUCGUACGUUGAAUAAAGUUUUGCACCGCAAUCAAA